GUCUUGCCAAGAGUGUACCUGCAGAAGAAGGCUGCAGUAAGGUUAGCUAGCAAGCUAGCAAGGGAUAAUUAACACGUUUAGGUUGUUUUGAGUUUCAAAAUGCUUCUUCAGUCUAUGAGACCAUGGUUGCUUCGCAUCAGGACUUACCCUCUGGCUUGCACAAGAACUUACCACGCUGACAAAGUAGCUCGACUCGGCUCCCAGCCUGAUAAGCAGUCCUCUGACUAUCAGGAAAAUUAUGAUCGUAUGAAAGAUCUUGUUGAUGAAUUGAAAAAGCGGACAGAGAAAAUUAAAUUGGGUGGGGGAGAAAAAGCAAGAAGACUUCAUACUUCUCGUGGGAAACUCCUGCCCAGAGAGCGUAUAGACAGACUACUGGAUCCAGGGACUCCUUUUUUGGAAUUUUCCCAGUUUGCAGCAUACGAGUUGUAUGGAAAAGAGGAGGUCCCAGCAGGUGGUAUAAUUACUGGGAUUGGGCGCGUUUCAGGGGUAGAAUGUGUUGUUGUUGCAAAUGAUGCUACUGUUAAAGGAGGAACAUACUACCCAGUUACAGUGAAGAAACACCUUCGUGCACAAGAAAUAGCCCAGCAAAACCACUUGCCAUGCAUUUACUUGGUGGAUUCUGGAGGAGCCAAUCUGCCCAGACAGGCUGAUGUUUUUCCCGACAGAGAUCACUUUGGCCGGAUUUUCUUCAACCAAGCCAGGUUGUCUUCAGAGGGACUAUCACAGAUUGCUGUUGUGAUGGGCUCAUGCACUGCUGGAGGAGCAUAUGUACCAGCCAUGGCAGAUGAGAGCAUCAUUGUGCGGAAGCAAGGGACCAUUUUUCUUGGAGGACCUCCACUGGUCAAAGCUGCUACAGGGGAAGAAGUGUCUGCAGAAGACCUUGGUGGUGCUGAUCUUCACUGCAAAAAAUCUGGUGUGACAGACCACUAUGCUUUGGAUGAUAACCAUGCGCUUCACUUAGCCAGAAAGGCAGUGCGGAGCCUCAACUACAGGAAGAAUAUUGAGGUUACUGUAGAGCCCACUGAAGCCCCUCUCUACCCAGCAGACGAGCUAUAUGGGAUAGUUGGAGAUAACUUAAAACGCAACUUUGAUGUCAGAGAGGUUAUUGCCAGAAUUGUGGAUGGCAGUAAAUUUGAUGAGUUCAAGGCGUUCUAUGGAGACACGCUUGUUACAGGUUUUUCAAGAAUAUUUGGCUACCCAGUUGGAAUAAUUGGCAACAACGGAGUCUUGUUUUCAGAGUCUGCAAAGAAGGGGACACAUUUCAUUGAAUUAUGCUGCCAACGAAACAUUCCUCUUAUUUUCCUCCAAAACAUCACAGGCUUCAUGGUGGGAAGAGAGUAUGAAGCAGGGGGAAUUGCGAAGGAUGGAGCCAAGAUGGUCACUGCCGUUGCCUGUGCCAGUGUACCUAAGAUUACUGUUAUCAUUGGAGGCUCCUAUGGUGCAGGCAACUACGGCAUGUGCGGAAGAGCAUACAGCCCCCGAUUCCUCUACAUGUGGCCGAAUUCCCGAAUCUCUGUAAUGGGCGGUGAGCAGGCGGCGACAGUCCUGGCCACCAUCACUAAAGAUCAGAGAGCACGCGAGGGAAAGGAGUUCACAGCAGAACAAGAGGCUGCCAUGAAGGAGCCAAUUGUUCGGCGGUUUGAGGAGGAAGGCAGUCCAUAUUACUCUAGUGCCAGACUGUGGGACGACGGCAUUAUCGAUCCUGCUGAUACUCGUCUGGUUUUGGGACUGAGCCUCAGUGCCGCUCUCAAUGCUCCAGCACAGAAGACUCGUUUUGGAGUGUUUAGGAUGUAACGCUCAUGUAGCUUGUAGAGGUACAGACCUCAGAGUUGUGCUGUAUUAUAGUAGUCUGUGUAGUUGUAAAUGUUUCACCAGAUUAAGAGAAAGAACCUAGGAAAAAAUUUAUUAAAAAAAAAAAACACUAGCAGAAUCACACCACCUUGGAAA
Molecule: messenger RNA, 1947 nt
Organism: Melanotaenia boesemani (Boeseman's rainbowfish)
Lineage: Eukaryota; Metazoa; Chordata; Actinopteri; Atheriniformes; Melanotaeniidae
Gene: mccc2
Product: methylcrotonyl-CoA carboxylase subunit 2
Exons: 17
Coding region: 100-1794 (564 amino acids)
Biological process (GO): L-leucine catabolic process
Cellular component (GO): methylcrotonoyl-CoA carboxylase complex; mitochondrion
Molecular function (GO): methylcrotonoyl-CoA carboxylase activity
Source: RefSeq, a predicted model, not a curated record